CUCGAGUGGGUUCCAGGUUUUGGAUCUAAUCGGCAGCCACAGGGAAAAUGCUGGAUCGCAUUGCUUGAUCGCAGGAGGGAAUGGCUUACUCGGGGAGUGGAAGAAGAAGACGAAGAAGAAGAAUCCAUUUUCAUCCGCUGGUUCUUCCCUUUCUCUGGAUCUCGCUCGCCAUUCCAAUCCAAGGAUCGCCGCGGGCGGAGGAAGCGCAAGCAUCACCAGAUUGCGUCUAUCGCUGCGGCAACACCACAGUGCCCUAUCCCUUCUUCAUCGCUCCCAGCUCGCCUCCUCCAUCGCAUCACUCCUGCGGGCACCUCAAGCUCCAUUGCGAGCACGGCACGCUCAAGCUCAAGAUCAGCGCCGCCAGCUACCGCGUCCUGGGCUUCACUCGCAGCAACGUGAUCAUCAUCGACCCACAGGGAUGCGGCGGUGGCGGUGGCGGUGGCGGCGGCGUUGGCGGCGCAGCUACCGCCCCGGCCUCCGCCGCUACCGCCCUUUCCUCCUCCUUCACGAUCUCCAACAACACAAACUACGCCCUCUCCUUUGGGAACCUCCUCAUGCUCUACGGCUGUACGAACAACACCGCGUGCUACAACAACUGCAACUUCAACAGCCGCGCGGUACACUGGCCGUACGCCGCCGGCGGGCAGCACGGCUGCGGCGUGACGCCGCAGUGCUGCUACGACCUCCAGUUCGCCAGCCUUACCGCGCUGCGCGACAUCGACCUGGGCAGCUUCAAUUGCUCGGGCUUCUCGAGCCUGGUGACUACUUUCAAGGAGAAGGGCGAGGAUGUGAGCGUGGAGGCCAGGGAGGGAUUGGGGCUCGAGUGGUGGCUCAAUGGUACCUGCCCGGCGGCGGGGGUGGCGGCGGCGGAGGGGAGUUUGUGCGCCAGGAAUGCAAUGUGUGUGGCGGGGACGUUUGGAGGGCAUACGUGUAGGUGUGAGGAGAAGUUCCACGGGGACCCUUACCGCGCGGGGUGCCGCCCAGAUGGCCGGCGGCAUUCCAAGGUCGUGCGAGGAUCGAUCAUGUUUGCGGGGAUUCUCGCGGGAGCUACAGUUCUAGCAGCGGUGGUGAUCGCGCUGGCGCUGCUCGCCGCCCGCUCGCGUCAUCACCGCCGCCGCCUGUCCACCACCUUCCGCAGCAUGCGCGACGCCAAGCAGCUCGCCAAGCUCGUCUCGCGCACCGGCAGCUCCAAGGCUGUCACCCUCUUCUCCUACAAGGACCUGGAGCGCGCCACCAAGGACUUCUCCCCGGCCCAGAUGCUCGGCCAUGGCGGUCACGGCACCGUCUACAAGGGCAAGCUCCCGGACGGCCGCGACGUCGCGGUGAAGCGCAUCAAUCACAUAAGCUCCCACGGGAUCGAGCAAGUUCUCAACGAGGUGAAAGUUUUACUGAGCGUCAGCCACCCCAAUCUCGUCCAGCUCCUCGGCUGCUGCCUCGAGGUCUAUGAUCCGCUCCUCGUCUACGAGUUCGUCCCCAAUGGGACGCUGGCGGAGCACCUCCAGCGGGAGCGCGGCGAUGGGCUCGACUGGUUCACCCGGGUGGCGAUCGCGGCGGAGGCGGCACAGGGCAUCGCGUAUCUCCACUCGCGCUCGCCGCCGAUUUACCACCGCGACGUAAAGUCAACGAACAUUCUCCUGGACGGUGAGUUCAACACGAAAGUUGGCGACUUUGGGCUGUCGCGGACGGCGCUGACCGAGGCCAGCCACGUGUCCACCGCGCCGCAAGGCACGCCCGGGUACGUGGACCCGGACUACCACCAGAGCUUCCAGCUGUCCGACAAGAGUGACGUGUACAGCUUCGGGGUGGUGCUGGUGGAGAUGAUCACUAGCAUGAAGGUGGUUGACUUCACGCGCGACAAGCGGGAGGUCAACCUGGCGGCGCUGGCGGUCGGCAAGAUCGCCACCGACUGCCUGGAUGAGAUCAUUGACCCGGCGCUCAUGAUCCAGGCGUGCAGGAACCCGGUGGUGAGGUGUAUGAUCCAGAGGAUGGCGGAGCUCGCGUUUCGGUGCCUGGCGCACGAGAAGGACGCGAGGCCGAGCAUGGCGGAGGUUUUUGACGAAGUGGAGGGGAUCCGGCAUUCGUGCCUCUCGCCCGGGGAUCACUCGCCCAUCCGGGACAUCAAGAUUGAUGAGAGCUUGCUGACUCCAAGGUGAUGGGAAAGGCGGGACGGACUAACUUGUAGAUAGACAAAUAAAAACGAGAAAAAUGCUUGUAAAUGCAGAAAAAAUGGAGGAAAUGUUUAGGCGGGAACCCUUUAAAGUCAAUGCUAGUCAACACUACAGCGUCA
Molecule: messenger RNA, 2287 nt
Organism: Selaginella moellendorffii
Lineage: Eukaryota; Viridiplantae; Streptophyta; Lycopodiopsida; Selaginellales; Selaginellaceae
Product: wall-associated receptor kinase-like 14
Exons: 4
Coding region: 81-2153 (690 amino acids)
Biological process (GO): protein phosphorylation
Molecular function (GO): ATP binding; protein kinase activity
Source: RefSeq, a predicted model, not a curated record